Molecule: messenger RNA, 3054 nt
Organism: Amoebophrya sp. A120
Lineage: Eukaryota; Dinophyceae; Syndiniales; Amoebophryaceae
Source: the annotation of a GenBank genome assembly
UUCUCCUUCUGCUUCAUCAUCUUUACUUCUAUGGACCCGUUCUUGUAUCUGUAUGUGGAUGUUCCAGGUCCCCAGGUCGUGAAUUAGAUUUUUGUUGGCAAUGGGAGACUUCGACAGCCAUAUAGAUUCGGAAUAGAUUCCAAAUAGAUUUGAGAUAGAUGGUUUCUGUUUUCCGAAAAAGCGUCUGCAGUUCUGCAGCACGCGAUCGAACGGAGAAUAAAAACAGUCACCGAAGUCGCGAGCUGGGCGAAAAAUGAGAACAAUUCUGCCCAAAAUUUCCCGGGCCGAUGAGAAGUGGCCACAAGGUGCCUGCCCUAGCCCGAGAAAGUGGCCAGGUGAAGGGGGUAAUCUUGCAGCGCAAGCGCCGCGCUAUGCUUUUAGUUGGGCCUAGACUCUCGGACCAAGUAAGAGCAUACCCUGGCGCCUGGGAAAAAGAUUGCUCUGGCCCGCAAAAGUUGGCACAGGCGCCACGGCAUUCUUUUGCCAGGGCUGCCAGGUUUUAAGGCCAGGCACUGUCACAGCGGUGCGCCUGUGAUGCGAAAUUCUCCUGGCCCGAGAAAGUGGCCAGAGCGAUGAUGUGGGAGCGUGGUGUUUCUGAUGCGAAAAUGUUCUGGCCCGAGAAAGUGGCCAGAUAAGGGGGGGCGAUCUUGAAGUACAAGCAGCACGCUGUGCUCUUACCCGGGCCUCUCGACUUUGAGGCCAGGUAAGAGCAUAGCAUGGCGCUUGGAAGGAAAAAAGGCCGCGUCAGCCGAAAAAAAGUUGGCCAAAACACCACGGCACUCUCUUACCUGGCCUGGCAAAUUUUUGGGCCAGGUAAGAGAGCAGCGUGGUGUUUGGGAUGCGAAAAUGCCCUGGCCUGAGGAGGUGGCCAGGAGAAAGAGACACUUUUUUAAGCACAAUCGCCCUGCUGUGCUCUUACCUGGGCCUCCAGACUUUGAGGCCAGGUAAGAGCAUAGCAUGGCGUAUGGAAGGAAAAAAGACCGCAUCGGCCCAAAAAAAGUUGGCCCAAACACCACGGCACUCUCUUACCUGGCCUGCCAAGUUUUGGCGCCAGGUAAGAGCAUAGCGUGGCGCUUGGAAAUAAAAAAGGCCCCGUCGGCCCAAACAAAGUUGGCCCAAACACCACGGCACUCUGUUCCCUGGCCUUCCAAGUUUUGGGGCCAGGUAAGAGAGCAGCGUGGUGUUUGGGAUGCGAAAAUGUCCUGGCCUGAAGAGCGGAAGCGGCCAGAUGAAAUAGACAUUCUUUCGCAAACCAUUUGCGAAAGAUUUUUUGCGAAAGAUUUUUUGCGAAAGAUUUGCGAAAUAUUUCGCAAAAAGCUUGCGAAAAAAAUCGCAAAAGCGAAGGCGGGAACUUUUACUCAGGUAAGACCAUACCAUGCAGAUUGGGCUAUUUUCCUUGCCACUUUUUUGCGCCUGGACGGGCGCCAAAAAAAUCUAUUUCAAAUCUAUUCCGGAUCUAUUUUCAAUCUAUUUUGAAUCUAUUUUGACGGAGGCCAGACAAGCAAAGUUCUUCCCUUGUUCGCCUGGCCAUUUUUUCAGGCAAGAGCAGCUCGCUUUGCAAGUGCCGCGCCAUGCUCUCACCGGGGCCGAAGAUCUGCCGGCCCCGGUAAGCGCAUAGCGUGGCGCCUGUGCUUCAAGAUCUAUCAUCUCCCUCGCCUGACCACCUCCUCAGGCCAGGACAUUUUCGCACCCAAGCACCACUGUAUGUGGAUGUUCCAGGUCCUCAGGUCGUGAAUUAGAUUUUUGUCUAUCUCCGAGGGAGGGGCGGCAAGUAGUACCUUGCGAACGUCCAAGCCAGCCCUCCCUGGCUUCUGAGCUUGGUCUUAAUGUUGUUGCUGCUGCUGCAAGCGGAAAGCGCAGUCGGAGAAGCCUAAUCCUGUGACCCUCCGACCCUGCAAAGGCGCAAGAGCCGGCGCGCUUGGUGGCUGUCAUUGGAGCGCCGAGCGAGAGCAGGUGGCGGCGGUUGCUCUUUCUAGCAGCCGGCGACCAGCCCUUCUAGGCAGGCAACCCAAUUCAGUCCGACAGACAAUCCGGCUGCAAUCCAGGUCAAUCCGAAAACAGUCCAAAAAAAUCUGCCAUAUUAGAAUCCAGGCCCAGACUUUUUUGGACUGAAUUUGGUUGAGGUCGUGGAUUGAGGUUUGUCCGGCCAACUUCAAACGCCGGAUUGGAUUUUUCGGACCAACUUCAAACGGCGGAUUGGAUUUUUCGGACCAACUUCAAACGGCGGAUUGGAUAUUUCGAACCAACUUCAAACGCCGGAUUGCAGUCGCCUCGUCAGGCCAUGCCCGCUUCUGCUGGGGCCGGCGCUUCGCGCCGGCAUAUGCUGCCCCCCUGACUUGAAUCGAGAUCAAAGCCUGCUGUAGCCCGGGUUUUGCGCUUGACCUGUCGGGCUGCCCCCAGUUUGUUUGUUGCGGUCGUUGGGUUUGGGCCGCUCGCGCGUUGGGCUCUAGUGGGUCUGCUAGGAGGCAGCAAGGCGCGGCCACGUCUGUCGCGUUGUGUCUCUGUAUGUGGUUUGUUCAAGAAGAGGUGGGGCCUCGGAUGUUUUGCGAAGGUAGAAGAGUCAUGUAGGCCCUCGCGACGAGAGUCCCGGGGACCCCUGUUGCCGGCAUGCAAGAGGGAUGGCAGGUUCUAUUUUGGGGAACUCCCUACGUAGGGCCGCGGGGGGCGCCGGCACUGUGAUUCGGGUUCUUUGAGUAGGGGCAUUCGUGGUGGUGUGUCGUUCCAAUUUAGCCUAGGUAGGAUUCCGCAUUGCCUGGCAGGAUUGUUUGCUGGUUGAAGGCUGAGCUCUCCUGCGUUCCCAAGCGGAAUCCUAUGCCGCGGGAGGUGAGGGCUUCGGAAAGUCCAAGCAGGUCGCUCAUGCUAGUCUAAAAAGUGCAAUUUCGAAAAUGUUUGAAAUGAGUUUGAAGCUGUUUCGAACCGGAAUUAGGCCUCGGGCCCGUUUGAUAUAACUGUAUGUUGAUGUUCCAGGUCCCCAGGUCGUGAAUUAGAUUUUUGUCUAUCUCAUGUUCUCGCGGUUGGUAGCACAGCACCAGGGCAAGCAAGGUGUAGUAAGUU